CAACCUCGCAUCAACACCACCGCAGAUUUACAAUACAAUAGCAAGAGAAACGGGUUGGUAGAGAUUAUGAAAGAUAACUUGUUACACUAUUAAUCAUCAAUAAUCUACUCCCGAUCUUCUCCCCGCCGCGUCACGUCCACCGGCGUCGUCGGAGCUACCCCACGACAAAAUGUCCAUCCGAGUCGAUCUGGAGAACCAACCUCCGUUUUAUACAAAUCUCGAUACAAUAAAAGGGCAGUUGACAUUACAUCUGAACAGGGCAGAGCAGGUCGGAAGCAUUGUUGUGAAGCUCGAGGGAGAGGCGGUCACACGACCCCAGGUCCGCGACAUAUGGGGACCAGACGGGACGCAAAAGGACGAGUCGCUGACGACGUCGACAAUGGCUACUGAAACCCAUAAGAUUCUGUACAAGAUUCAACAAGUAUUUCCUGACGAGUACCAUUCGAGCGACAACAGCCCGUAUGGGUCGUAUCCCCUCCAACCCGGCCAGCACACGUUCCCGUUCAACUUUAAGAUCCCAAUCAACAACUUGUGCAGUGAUCAGGAUGCCAUGAUGUCGCUAGGUAUUGCUAGCGUGGGCAACAUUGGCAAUACGGGCUUGUUUGGUUCCCGCGGAGCGAGGGUGAUGGACGGAACAAGACAGCUAUACCUACGCCAUGUCACGCAGACGCUACCCCCGACAUUUCGAAAUCUCAAUGACGAAUGCGAAAUCCGAUAUUAUAUCAAAGUAACUGUACAGCGGCCUGGGUUUCUGAAGGAGAAUUGGAGAUACCUGGUCAACUUCCGGUUUAUGCCUAUUGAGCCGCCUCGUCAGCCACGCAGCGGACAAGAAGCCUAUGCUCGCCGGCCGUUCACUUUUAAACCGACCUUGCUAUCCGACGCCAAAAGACGAGGCUCUCUACUUCCAAAUAGCAAAUCCGACAAGGGAGGUUCGGCAUCGAGCGAUGAAAAUACGAUGCCCCAGUCUAUCGAACUGUCUGCCCGACUGCCACAUCCGUCAAUCCUUACUUGCAAUAAGCCCCUACCUCUUCGAUUAAUCACAAAACGACUCGUGUCAAAUAGUGACAUGGUAUACAUGACAUCGCUGCAGAUUUUCUUAAUUGGUUCGACAACUGUGAGAGCACAAAACGCUGUCAACGAAAAGUCCAACCGAUGGGUUGUAUUUUCUGCGGCGGAUUUGAACGUACCCGUUCUUACACAGAAUAAUGUCGCGAUUGGCACCGAGUAUGUCAUCCCAGACGAACUGUGGAAGCAAAAGCCGCUUCCAAAUACCGUGCCACCUUCCUUUAUUUGCUGUAACAUCACGCAAAAGUACUCGCUACAAAUACAAGUAUCACUGAGGCUAGGUAACGGAGGCAAAAAUGGCAAAGGAACGGGAGAGAUUAUUACUCUACCAUUGAACUUUAGCAACGUCGACGUUUACUCUGGCGUGCCUCCGCCGCGAGAGCUUGCCAAUGCUGCUGUAAAUGCACAGCCGCCACUGCCUCCAAGAACAUCAGUUUCCGGCGCAAGCACUGCUGGUCCUAGUAAUGGGCCUCCAUUGCCACUGAGGCCACAUCAAACGAACCAAGUCUACCAGCAACCGACAGUGAGCGAUAGUCCUGGCGAGUUUCUUGAUGCGCCUCCGAGCUACAGCGAGGCCAUGGCUGCGGGAGCGUCGUCACCAUUCGCUAGUGAAGAACAGAGACCUCCGUAUAGCGGGCCCCCUCCUUCGAAUACAUCUGGGCCUAUGCCCCCUGAGAAGAACUGAUUUGAUUUGGAGAUCGCUGUGGUGACAUACAUGUACCUCGGGACGAGCACUGCCGGCGCAUUUCUUUUCUAGUAGACAUCCGCUUCGGCUGAAAAUUGACGAAUAAUGAAUAUUAAUAGAACAUCGUUGCUACGAAUCCCCUAUAUUUUAACAUUAAAAAAACAUUCUUAUCUCUUUAUUGUCCCA
Molecule: messenger RNA, 1936 nt
Organism: [Torrubiella] hemipterigena
Lineage: Eukaryota; Fungi; Ascomycota; Sordariomycetes; Hypocreales; Clavicipitaceae
Source: the annotation of a GenBank genome assembly